AUUCCAGAGUUUAGCUCAGUGAUGAAAUUCGCACGACAAACCGAACAACACAAUUGAUGUAGACAGAACCAAAGUUUUCUAAGAAUUUUUGCCGCACAAUCUAUCGUUAACAACAUCAAAAUGGACGUGUCAUUGGAUGAUUACAUUCGGGCAAACAAGAGCGUGCCGCAAACAAACAUGUCGCUCGAUGAAUACAUUCACGCAAAAAACAUCAAGCAUCCGGCUCAUUCAUACAACAACCACAACAAUCAGCAUGGUCAAGCCGACGCUGGUCCAUCAAAGUUUGAUCGGUACAAGUACCAAGACGAAGACGACGAAGAAAUGGAUGAAGAUGGAUCCGUCAAGGAAAUGCCGAAAUUGGUGCCAUUUGUGGCAAAGACAAUGCCACCGAAAAAGAAGCCGAUUCAUCAGCGGUUGGGCGAACGUGGUUCAAUUUGCGAAAGCAUCCACACGAGCCAGAUGAAGUUGUACCGAUCAAACCAGUUCAAAGCAAAGAACAGCGUACAAAAACGUUUGGGCAAGGGAUACGUGAACCCAGCCAUCGUGGAACGACAACGCAUCACACUUCACGCACUGAAAUCGUUUGCAAAAGACGAAUCAAAUAUGUUGGUGUCAAACGAUGACCAGGGCCAAAUGUUGCUGAAUGCAUUCGUCAAAGCGAUCAACAUCAACAGCAACGGCAUCACCAACGGCAUCACCAACAAAUUCCACUUCAACAACAACAACCAUGGACGCGAGGCUGAGCCAAAGUACGACAUGAAAAUCCAAAAGGAAAUUUCGUGCUUACAGGGCAAGGAAUUGUACUAUGCUUGUCCAGGUGCCUUUGUCAUCAGUAAUGAUGGCCCAGGGCUACGCGGCAUGGUCAAAGUUCCAUCGCACAAAACCGACAUUUCGUUGAACCAACGCUUUGCUUAGGCCAAAGCUGCAAUCAUUUCACGAUCUCUUUCACGACAUGAUUCAUCCAUCGAUCAAUUAUCGAAUAACGAUUUACUUAUCCUGAACACAGGGACAAAUCAUUUAUUACUUUAGCUAAACUUUUGGCAAUGGAGCCGCAUUGUUUUUUCUCAUAGUAUUAUUUUCCUUCUUCUUCUUCUUCUUUUUUUGUUAACAAACCAAAUAUGCCGCUAUUUAAUGCGCAACAAAAAUGAACGAUACUUAUGUAUUCUAUGAUUGAAAACGUGUUUUACGUUGUAAAGAAUCAAAUCAAUAAAAAAAAUUAAUUGAAACAAA
Messenger RNA from Sitodiplosis mosellana (orange wheat blossom midge), 1230 nucleotides. RefSeq lists its product as uncharacterized. The transcript has 5 exons. The record is from RefSeq and is a predicted model, not a curated record. The coding region runs from base 121 to 915 and encodes 264 amino acids. Lineage: Eukaryota; Metazoa; Arthropoda; Insecta; Diptera; Cecidomyiidae.